AAAGGGUAGCUACUGGAAUGAUUACAAAACUGACAAUGGGAAUAAUAUAAAUAGGGUUUUAGGGAUGACUGAGAUUUCGCAUUCUCUCAGGUAACAUAUCGAGGGAGCUGAGUGAAUAUGCAGAUUGUUAAUGAGCCCAGAGUACUAGGGUUUGGAGUGCUUUUGGUUGUUGUCAUUGCACUGUUGAGCCCAUCAUUGGUUGCUGGGCUCAAAGAUGAGCAUGACAUUGCUGGGUUUAGUGCUAAUGAUAAUGUCCACAAUCUGACUUCCUCUGAUGACCAUGCUUUAGUCAAGAGUAACUACAAUGGAGGUGGAAGUAGUGGAGGCGGUGGUGGUGGCGGAGGUGGAGGAGGUGGUGGGGGAGCGAGUGGAGGUGGGGGAAGUGGCCAGGGAGCAGGGGGAGGGAGUGGUGGAGCGAGUGGAGGUGGAAAAGGUAAGAGUAAAGGUAAAGGCCAUAAGAAAAAAGGAAAGGAAAAUGGCAAGGGUAAAAGAAAUGGCGGUGCAGGGGCUGGUGGAGGUGGAGGAGGAGGAGGUGGUGGUGGUGGUGGUGGAGGGGGUGGAGGAAAUGGCAAUGGCCAUGGAAGUGGUGGAGGAAGCGGUGGCGGGGGUGGUGGGGGAGGAGGUGAAAAUGGGUUGAAGGACUACCCUCACUCUUAUUGA
Rosa rugosa (rugosa rose) is the source of this 660-nucleotide messenger RNA. RefSeq names its product putative glycine-rich cell wall structural protein 1. The record is from RefSeq and is a predicted model, not a curated record. Lineage: Eukaryota; Viridiplantae; Streptophyta; Magnoliopsida; Rosales; Rosaceae. The coding region runs from base 118 to 660 and encodes 180 amino acids. The transcript is spliced from 2 exons.